Molecule: messenger RNA, 3750 nt
Organism: Salvia miltiorrhiza (redroot sage)
Lineage: Eukaryota; Viridiplantae; Streptophyta; Magnoliopsida; Lamiales; Lamiaceae
Product: 1-phosphatidylinositol-3-phosphate 5-kinase FAB1B-like
Exons: 10
Coding region: 1-3750 (1249 amino acids)
Biological process (GO): phosphatidylinositol phosphate biosynthetic process
Cellular component (GO): endosome membrane
Molecular function (GO): ATP binding; 1-phosphatidylinositol-3-phosphate 5-kinase activity
Source: RefSeq, a predicted model, not a curated record
AUGGCAUUAUCGCUAGGUAGUGGGGAGCCGGGAGGGAUUGAUAAAAAAAAUGUUAAUUUGUUGAGGGCAAAAAAUAUAUCACUCGUUUUGAAUAUUAAAAAACCGCUAUUGGAGCGCAUAGCCCGGUGCACUGGCAGCCAGAUAGUUCCUUCAAUUGAUCAUCUGACAUCCCCAAAAUUAGGAUAUUGUGACAGAUUCCAUGUUGAGAAGUUUGUGGAAGAGCAUGGCUCUUCUUGUCAGGCUGGAAAAAAGCUGGUAAAGACACUGAUGUAUUUUGAAGGUUGUCCAAAACCACUAGGCUGCACGAUACUCCUACGAGGUGCCAAUGGUGAUGACUUGAAGAAAGUGAAGCAUGUUGUGCAAUAUGGAAUUUUUGCGGCUUAUCACCUGGCCUUGGAGACAUCUUUUCUAGCUGAUGAAGGUGCCUCUCUGCCAGAACUUCCUGUAAAUGCUCCAAUCACUGUGGCACUUCCAGAUAAGCCUUCAAAGAUUGACAGGUCCAUCUCUACUAUACCUGGUUUUACGGUCCCAGAGAAUGAGAAAACUCCUGGGCCUCAAACUGUUGAUGAACCACUUAGGUCGGUCAGUGUGCCUAGUUCAGAACUCAUUAAACUUUCGACUCCAUCCACUCCUGUAAAUGAAUAUGCAAAGACGCCUGACCUUUCUGCUAUUAUGAGCUCUCACUACACUGACCCGCCAUCAUUUUCUACCGAAGGCUUUCAGCACUCAUUGAAUGACCACUCACCUUGGCAUGGAUCAGAAGAAACAGGCUUCGAAGAGUUCUUUUGGUCUCCCGAAGCAAAUAUUUUAGAUGCAGAGAGAUUAACUGCUACCGGAGAUUGCCAUAUCAGUAGUGAUUUUGGGGAUUCAGACGUCAAAAUCUUGCAAGGCGAUCUCUUUAACAAUGACCAUAACCAUAAUAGGAGUGUUUCACUUCCACCAUCUUUUGAAGUUAAUGGAGAACAAAUUCUUGAGGAACAACCUACACUAAAUGAAGACUUCCAGCCUACUCCUUCAGACCAUCAGAGUAUCUUGGUUUCGUUAUCAUCACGAUGUGUGUGGAAGGGAACUGUCUGUGAAAGAUCCCAUCUUUUCCGAAUCAAAUACUACGGGAACUUUGACAAGCCUUUGGGUCGUUUCCUACGAGAUCAUUUGUUUGAUCAGAAUUAUAGUUGCCGCUCAUGUGAGAUGCCUGCAGAAGCCCAUGUUCAAUGCUAUACUCAUCGACAAGGUACCCUUACAAUCUCAGUUAAGAAACUGGCAGAAAUUCUUUUACCUGGUGAGAAGGAUGGAAAGAUUUGGAUGUGGCACCGCUGCCUGAAGUGCCCCAGAGCUAAUGGCUUCCCUCCUGCAACUCGAAGAGUUGUAAUGUCUGAUGCUGCCUGGGGACUGUCCUUUGGAAAGUUUUUGGAGCUUAGCUUUUCAAAUCAUGCUGCUGCUAGCAGAGUGGCAAGUUGUGGGCAUUCUUUACAUAGAGAUUGUCUUCGGUUCUAUGGAUUUGGUAACAUGGUUGCUUGCUUUCGUUAUGCAUCAAUUGAUGUUCACUCAGUAUACUUGCCACCUUCAAAGCUUGAGUUCAAUUAUGAAAGUCAGGAGUGGAUACAGAGAGAAGUGAAUGAGGUGGCUUCUCAGGCCGAGCUUUUGUUCUCCGAAGUGCUUAAUGCUCUGCGUCAUCUGGUAGAAGGAAAAUCUUGCUCAAGUAUGCUCAGUAAUGGCAUAAAUGUUCCUCAAUCAGCACAUCACCUAGCAGAUCUUGAAGUGACAUUGCAUGAAGAAAAAAUUGAAUUCGAGGGGUAUCUUCGGAAUAUUGUGAACAAGGAACCAAAGAAAGGACAACCAGCCAUUGACAUUCUUGAGAUCAAUAGACUCCGAAGGCAACUUGUAUUUCGGUGUUAUGUUUGGGACCACCGCCUGAUAUAUGCAGAUAGUUUAGAUAACAAGACGCUACAAGAUGAUGUGGAGGUUAGGAAUCCAGAAACUGUUCAGAAACAUGCUGUUAAUGAGAAUCUUUUGGAAGUAGCAGUCCCAGUUAAAACAGGCAAAGCCAUAGGUGGUUCUGGUUCUGUCUCUGCAAAUUCAAAAACUGCGAAAGUCCGUCACAGGCAUGGUCUAAGUGAUCAACAAGGAAAUCAUCAUGUUUUGGCACUCCAUCAAAGAACUACUUCAUUUUUUGUCAGUGAUUUUGCUGGAACGAAAACCAGAGAUGAAUCUAAUAUUGUGCAAUCUGAUCGUUGUCUUCGGAGAUCCCUGUCUGAUGGGCAAGUUCCCUUUAGUUUGACAGAGUCUCUGGAUGCAGCAUGGACUGGCGAAAAUAAUCUAGGUUUCGGGAUCACCAAGAACAAUAAUUUAUCUGAUGAUGAUAAGUCACCCACUGCGGGACUUUCAGAAAAGCUGGACCAAGAAAACCAUGGAGAGGAUCUGCCAUCCACUGAAUUUUCCAAAAAUUCUAAUAAUACAGAGGAAACUGUAAGCUGGUUGGGGAUGCCAUUUAUGAGUUUCUAUAGAUCAUUGAUCCCGGGGAGUUCGCAUAAACUGGAUACACUAAGUGAUUAUGCUCCUGUGUACAUUUCAUCAUAUCUGGGAUCUGAGCUCCAAAGUGGGGCCAGGUUGCUCCUGCCUGUUGGAGUUAAUGACAUUGUUGUUCCAUUGUAUGAUGACGAACCUACCAGUAUUAUAUCUUAUGUUCUGCUUUCAGAUGAUUAUGCUCAUCAACUAUCUAAUGAGGCAGAGAGACAAAGGGACGGUGUUGACUCUCUGCUUCCUACGCAGUCCCUCGACUCUCUGAAUCUCCCCCAGUCUCACUCUUUCCAUGAAAUGAUGUUGGAAUCUUCAAAAAGUUUUGGCCCAAACGAUGAGACAUUUCUAUCCCUCACAACUUCUCGAAGUUCCUUGCCCUUUCCCUUGGAUCCUCUCUUACACACGAAAGCGUCACAUGCCAGGGUGUCUUUCGAGGUUGAUGGACCCCUUGGACAGGUAAAAUACACUGUCACUUGUUACUUUGCAAAGCGUUUUGACGCCUUGAGGAGGAUGUGUUGUCCAUCUGAAGUUGAUUUCAUUAGAUCUCUUAGCCGUUGUAAGAAGUGGGGUGCUCAAGGUGGUAAGAGCAAUGUCUUUUUUGCAAAGACUUUGGAUGAUCGAUUCAUCAUUAAGCAAGUGACUAAGACAGAGCUGGAAUCGUUCAUUAAAUUUGCACCUGGAUAUUUUAAAUAUCUCUCUGAAUCAAUUGCCUCUGGAAGUCCAACGUGCCUUGCUAAGAUUCUUGGAAUCUAUCAGGUUGGAUCCAGACUAGAGAAAGGAGGGAAGGAAUCAAAAAUGGACUUUCUUGUUAUGGAGAACCUCCUUUUCGGGAGAAAUCUGUCUCGACUUUAUGAUCUUAAAGGGUCCUCCAGGUCACGGUAUAAUCCCGAUACUUCUGGGAGCAACAAGGUUUUAUUGGAUCAGAACUUGAUUGAAGCAAUGCCCACUUCUCCAAUAUUUGUUGGAAACAAAGCCAAGAGAAUAUUGGAAAGAGCAGUCUGGAAUGAUACUGCUUUUCUUGCUUCUGUAGAUGUUAUGGAUUACUCACUACUGGUUGGGGUGGAUGAAGAGAAGAACGAGCUUGUUCUUGGUAUCAUCGACUUCAUGAGACAGUACACGUGGGACAAGCAUCUCGAGACUUACCGAAUUUCGGUAUACCGUACUUUCACGGUAUACUGUACUUUAACGGUAUACCAAAAUAAUCGGUAUUAUCAAAAAAUCAACUUCUCAUGA